AGCGACGGUUUGUAUGAUUUGCCGCCAUACAGUUCUUACCGUUUGCAGUUCGAGGGCGGAGGAAGCUGUUGGCGCGAAACGGUUGGUUGUUAGAGAGUUACUUGAAGUUAUUUCAUCUGAACCAAAAUGCCUGCUAAGAAGGGUAAGCGUGCAGCAGCCAAGGGUGAGCCCGAAGAAGUGAAAACAAAAGUUGAAUCACCGGAAGAAAAUGAACCGACGGAACCGAAAAAGCCGCGAGCUGCUGCGAAGAAAGAAGAUUCAAACGAUGAAGCCGAAGAAGAGCCAGUGCCGGAAAAGGAGGCGAAAAGAGGCAGAGGCCGCCCAAAAAAAUUAGAUGCGCCAGAAAAAGCUCCAAAAGGUGAACCGAGGAAGAGGGGGCGCCCGAGGAAGGUAGCUAAAGAUGAAACGGAAGCUGCGGAAGAUUCUGCCGAAGAGGAUAAUGGCGUGGAGGAGAAGAAGGCGGCUCCUCGUAGUGCAGCCAAACCAGGAAGACCAAGCAAGAAACGUGGUCGUAAUGCGGCUGCUAAAGAAGAUAGUGAGGAAGAAUCUGAUGGCGCAGAUGACAAAGAUUUGAAAAUUGCAGUGGAGCAUUGUAAAUCAUGAAGUAUUUUUCGCCGCAAGGCCUUGGAGCUCUCCGAAGCCUUGAGGACAGAGUGGCCCAAACUUGAAAUUACGUACAAUGAUUCUACCCCAAGACGAGGAGCAUUUGAAUUCGUUCUGAAGAAACCAGAUGGAAGUGAUAUUGUACUUUGGAGUGGAUUGAAGAAAGGUCCACCACGUAAGGAAAAGUUUCCAGAAUCCAACAUUGUCAUUGAAUCUCUAAGGAAAGCUCUCUGAAAUUCUUACGUCUGUGGUUUCCAGCGUAUGAUGGUGAAGCCAGAAAGAAUGUAAUGUUCCCUGCUGACACUGAUGCUUCUUGGAAGCCAAGGAUACAGGAAUUUCAGUUUUUGCUGGUGUUUAAUAAAAUGCUUCUUGUCUAGUGAAGACUGUUUAGUUGUAAGUUAGAGACUUAUGUGGGCCACUUGAUUUCUUUGAAACAUUAGGUGAAGUUGCUGUGCUGCUACUCAAAUUGUUGAUUCCCUCUAAAAAGUGUUUUAAUACAGUUUUGUAGUAUUAGGUUUCUUAUGUUUUGUACUCAUUUUUUUAAAUUUGUGCUGUGUACAUUUCUUAUGUUUAAUAAAGAAUGUCUUAAACUUU
Messenger RNA from Schistocerca piceifrons (Central American locust), 1197 nucleotides. RefSeq names its product high mobility group protein HMGI-C-like. Gene Ontology annotation, molecular function: DNA binding. The record is from RefSeq and is a predicted model, not a curated record. The transcript has 3 exons. NCBI's taxonomy places the organism in Eukaryota, Metazoa, Arthropoda, Insecta, Orthoptera, Acrididae. The coding region runs from base 127 to 603 and encodes 158 amino acids.